Molecule: messenger RNA, 2163 nt
Organism: Planococcus citri (citrus mealybug)
Lineage: Eukaryota; Metazoa; Arthropoda; Insecta; Hemiptera; Pseudococcidae
Product: UNC93-like protein MFSD11
Exons: 8
Coding region: 67-1464 (465 amino acids)
Source: RefSeq, a predicted model, not a curated record
UUUAUCAAUUUUAGAUUUCAGAUUAUUCAAUUUGGGAGCAAUGAUAGGUACCUAUAGAUGUUAUGAAUGACCUUUCAGUUAAUUUUGAGAUAUUUUUGCGAUCACUUUAGAAUCUUCUUGCAGUCGAAUUUACUUAUUUUUUUUUUGCUCAAAGACAAAAUGUGGUCUAAAUUGAAUGCUCGUGUUUUGAGAAAUAUCUAUUUGGGUUUAUGCUUUGUGGUGCUAUUCAGUGCAUUUAGUGCUUUAGUCAGCGUCCAAAAAACCAUCACAGCGAGCAUCCAACAUGAUAACCCUUCGUACAAAACAGACGCUUAUAUUUCUUUGGGCAUUGUCUACACAUCGAUGGCGAUUGGGAUGUGGCUAUCACCCGGAAUAAUUGCCAAAAUAGGCUCCAAAUGUGCCAUGAUCAUCGGAUCUUUUUGUAAUACAAUUUACAUGGCAGCUUUCUACACCGAACAAAGCUUCUGGAUUUAUCUAUGUGCAGCCAUUUGUGGAUUUGGAGGAUCGAUCAUGUGGACUGGGCAAGCCAAUUACAUCGUUCUGAAUUCGGAAAUAGGGAAAGUGCAUUCGGGAAUAGGAGUUUUUUGGAUUUUGUAUCAAUCUAGUCACUUCUUAGGCAAUUUGAUAAUAUACUUUGAAUUCAAUCACGAGAAUCAGUCCGUUGAUAAAGCCAUGAGAACGAGGAUUAUCUCAGUUUUUGUAUUCUUUGCUGCGAUGGCAACGUUAAUGAUGUGUUUCAUUAGACCUCCAUUACGUCAUAAAGAACAGAAAAAAAUCAUUAGAUAUCCUUGCACUGAGAUCGUUAAAUCGAGCCAAAUUCUCUUCUCCCCUCGUAUGCUUUUAUUGGUCGUUACGAUGGCUUGUGUUGGUUUACAUUUAUCAUUCCUGAGUAUUCUCAGCUCCAGUAUGGGGUUCUCGAAGUAUUUAUCAGAUAAUUCCAAAAAAUUAGCUCCAUUGUGUGGACUUCUACAAGGAUUUGGCGAAAUCAUGGGUGGAAUCCUAUCUAUCGUUGUGGGUGGCAAAAGGAUAUGCAAUUUGAAACCUCUGAUUACCUGGGGAGUGAUUUGUAACUUGGCUUGUUAUAUUAUCGCAUUUUUAGCGUUACCCAAUGAUUCCCCUCAUGGUUUUACUGAUAAUUUACCACUGAAAGUGUUACCAAUUGCGUUCAUUAUUAUGGAACCUAUCCUAGCUGGAAUGGGUGAUGCUUGCUUACACACAGAAUUAUACUCUGGUAUUGGAGCCAUGUAUCCGAACGAUAGCUCUUCAGCUUUUGCAGUUUUUAAAUUCAUUCGUAGUAUAGCCACAGCGAGCAGUUUCUAUUACAGUAAAUGCCUCGGAUUACACGCUCAACUUGUAAUUAUCAUAUCGACGAGUUUAGUUUCAUGGAUUUUGUAUCAUUUCGUGCAGUGGUUCUUAAUUAGACCGAAACCCAGCCAAGAUGAAGAAAUGGUGGAGUGUAAAUGAGAUUUAGUGUAUCAGUUCAGUCGAGAAUCUAGCUGUGAUUUUAAAUUUAAGUGCAUCGUUGAUUUGUAAGAUUAUGAUAGAGAUUAGAUUCAAGAUAUUGGGCUCAGUACUCACCUCAUAUUUGUACGUUGGUUCUGUCUGUUCCCCGAUGCUGAUGUUGGAAUUGGAAAAUGAUUUCUACGGUUUUAUUACUUUAACUUAACGUGAUAUACUUUAACUUUAUUUUUAUUACAAAUUGAACGUUUUUUGAAGUAUUAAUAAUAUUGUUAUCAGUGACAGCUGAUUUCGUAAACAACAAAGGUAAACAAAUUUUAUUUUUAAAAAUGAAGUCUAUUUCGCACUUGUUUAGUGAGCUGUUUUUGCGCUGAGGUUACCUUUAUUCUGAGUUCAUGAAGUGAACUGACUGCCGACUAUACUAUCGUAUUGAAUAUUUUUCACUCAAUUUUUCAGAUAAUUAUGUUUGCGUACUUCAUGUUUACUGUGUUAUUGUUUUAAUUAAUGAUCAAGUGAUUAGAAUCAAUUUGUAGACCAUUUUGCUUUUCUAAACAACUAUUUCUUAAUGAGCUCCGCAUGAAUUUAUCUCUAUAAGUUGUUCAAAUUAGUAUUAUUCUAAAAACUGUUGAUUUACUUCGUAAAUACCAUGUAACUUACCCGUAUUUACAAAAUAUUAUGAAUUUUGCCCAUCAGUUAGUUUUAUCA